Helianthus annuus (common sunflower) is the source of this 957-nucleotide messenger RNA. RefSeq lists its product as uncharacterized. The record is from RefSeq and is a predicted model, not a curated record. The transcript has a single exon. Lineage: Eukaryota; Viridiplantae; Streptophyta; Magnoliopsida; Asterales; Asteraceae. Bases 1 to 957 code for a protein of 318 amino acids.
AUGGACAGGGUCAGAGCCUUUGUCAGAGGAAAAGACACGGUCAGCAAAGCCAAGGAGACGGACGUCACACCUCGAAGGAUCACGCCAGCUACAAAGCCUCCUGACAAAGGUACACCUUACUCCAGAAAACCCGCUUUUGACAGAAUGUUGCACAACAGAGCAAGGCCCACAUAUUCCCCGUAUAGACCUCAAGGGAGAGGCCCCCCACCUUACUCUGACCAUUUCACCCCUCUCACCAAGACCCCAAGUGAGAUACUGGCUACUGAGAGGGUAAAGAACUCCUUCCCAAGGCCACCACCCAUAAAGCCUGGGCCAAAGGCACAACCUAAUGAGUAUUGUGACUUCCACAAAGGUUUUGGGCAUAAAACCGAUGACUGUAUGUAUUUAAAGAGAGAAAUAGAGGCUGCAGUGAAGACGGGAAGGCUGGCCCACUUGGUUAAGGAAAUUAAGGAGGGGGGAGGGGACCGCAAGGGAAGAGAUGUAAGGGAGCCUGGGAGGGCAGAAGUUGAUAUGAUUAGAAGAAGGAAUGAAUUCGAUACCACCCGGAGUGUAAAAGCCAGGAUCCUGGGCUCCCCAGACUGCAUGAAAGCUCCCAUCCUCAUGCCACACUUGGAGGAAAAUGAAGUGCAACGACUUCCCCUCAACAUCUCAGCCAUAAUAGCUGGCCACAAAGUGUCUCGAAUACACGUAGACGGAGGGUCCGGUGUCGAAGUAAUAUACGAGCAUUGUUUUCUCAGAUUUGACAGAGAUGUAAGAGAUCGACUCGAAGAAGAUUCCAUCUCCUUAGUGGGAUUCAACAACAGUGUAUCACACCCCCUGGGAAAAAUCAGGCUUCCAUUCACAGUUGGGGUAGGGGAUCGAGUUCGAACGAUAAACCUGACCUUCACAGUGGUCAGGGCACCCUCAAAGUAUAAUGCAAUCUUAGGGAGACCCGGAAUCGGGGACCUACAAGCAUAG